This is a messenger RNA of Aethina tumida (small hive beetle), 1863 nucleotides long. Its product is annotated as sodium/hydrogen exchanger 10-like. Lineage: Eukaryota; Metazoa; Arthropoda; Insecta; Coleoptera; Nitidulidae. Bases 22 to 1815 code for a protein of 597 amino acids. The transcript has 6 exons. The record is from RefSeq and is a predicted model, not a curated record.
UCAGUCGUACUCAUUAUUACAAUGAAACAUUUAGUUACGUAUCAGACCUUGAGAGCUCCCUAUCCUAUAUUGGCGGAAAGAUUAUCGCUUGAUAUAAUAUAUUUUUCUAAAGUCCUCAAUGCAUUAAGGAGAAUAAUAUGUUUAAACUGCGGUAGUCCAUUACGAGCCUUUCUGCAGAAGCAUAGUAAAUUAAUAUGCACGAAGAGAACUCAAGCGGCAUUUGAAUUGGGAAAAGCAUAUAUAACUGUAGAACAAGAACUGCUUGAUAUACUCCACAAUAUUGUUAACAAUCAGGAAUUAUUGAUGGAGAUAUUUACAGAAAUUCAGGAAAAUGUGAUAGACAUCAUGAUGUGCUUAUCGUAUAUAACUAAAUUAAGAGACUGGAUUUCUACCACCGCUGAAUCUAAAUCAGCAAUGAUCAAAAUUAUUACUGCUAUGUAUAUGUCGGGUCAAGAAUUAAGAGAUGCUGGAUGGCUAAGUGUUAAGGAAUUUAAGAAAAUGUCAGAUUUACUAACUCUAAAAAUAAGUAAGAUACAAUCGAUAAAGCACAUCGAUAGACCAACUCCCAAAGAGAUGUUCUAUGAAAUUGUUUGGUUGAUGGACGAAGAACCUGAAAUUGUUGAAUAUUUAUUGAGCAACACCCAAUCAUUGGUGUUUCAACCCGGAGAAGUAUUGGUUCGUGUGAACAACUAUAUUCCUGGCAUCUACAUUGUUACGUCAGGUUUAUUUAUUGAAACUUUCGUUCCUGACAAGCUAAUCUUGAAUCGCAUGGAUACUAAGGGAGAGUUGCCCAUAAUGGAUAACAUUAAUCUGUACACAUUGGAAUCUCCAAACAAGAUAUUUAAUUCUGUUGGUGCGGUAAUAGGAGAAUUAGGAGUUCUAACAGGGAGAAAAUACUCCACUAAUAUCAUUGCUAAAACGUACAGUACAGUCCUAUUUAUUCAAAAACUUCACAUAGAAGAAGCAUUUGCUAGAAGUAAUGAUCCAAUACAUGGUUUAAAGGCAAAGAUGUGGAAGAACAUCAUGUUUCGUAUGGCUAAAUUCAUACUUUCGCUAGAACCAGUGUAUCAAUACGUUUCGAAAAUUAUGUUGUCCUUGACUCUUUCUAAUCAUGCGUUUCUACCAGAAAUAUCAUUUUUCAAAACAUUUUGUUUUGAUCAGAAAGUACAGGAUGCUAUAUUAUGUGAAGGUCAAUGUAUGAAUGUAGAUUCUAAAGAUCAUUACAUAGCUCCAUGUUAUAUUCCUAGAGGUAUUCAAACUGUUUCAUUUGUAAGGUCACAUGAUGGACUUAAUCACGCCAAAUUGCUUCUUUUAUUGAAGAAAGGUUCAGAUGAGUAUGAAUUUAUGUCAAAAACUUUUAUGAGUUCAGAUGUUGAUCCCCAAGCGAAGAACGUGUUUGUCAAAUACGUAGGCACUUCACAAAAGAAAAAGAAACAUUUGCUUAACGUAGAAAAGAAAACUCAACAAGCUGAUAUCCGCGUUAAAGCCUUCAAGGUGGAAAGAAGUGGGACUGGGUCAGUUCGUGAUUCUUCUAUAUCUACAAUUUCGGUAAGUUUACUUAGUUUAAUUUCAAUCUAUUUGUUAACCCAGAAGAUGAAAACAAUAUUGCAAUUAUUUUUUAGCUAUCCAAAAGCCAAUAUAGUACUGCAAGCGGUAAGUAUCGCGGAUCAGAACAACCAUCAGAGAGGACAGAUAGGUCAGAGAAGACAGAGAGGGCAGAAAGAGCCGAAAGAAAGGCUUCGUCUCCAAAUUUUUAAAAACAAAAUUAUUCAAUCUAAAGUUAAUAAUUGCAUUAGAAUUUGGAUGCUGUCUUGAAAAUAGUUUAUGUGAUACAAACUGUUUUCUUUUCAUAUAUAAAUUGUA